Messenger RNA from Ilex paraguariensis (yerba mate), 3312 nucleotides. Lineage: Eukaryota; Viridiplantae; Streptophyta; Magnoliopsida; Aquifoliales; Aquifoliaceae. The record is from the annotation of a GenBank genome assembly.
AUGAAGAACUUGUACAGAAAGACUAAACAGAAAAAUGGGGUCAAAAUAGAAUUUCAAGAAAUGGAGAGGGGAAAGUAUUAUUUGUUGAGGAGGAGACAGGUCAAGGCAGAGACUGAGGCUUGGGAGAAGAUGGUGGAGGAGUAUAGAGAGUUGGAAAGAGAAAUGUGCGAGAAAAAAUUGGCACCCAACUUGCCUUAUGUGAAGAAAUUGUUUUUGGGUUGGUUUGAGCCAUUAAGGGUGGCUAUUGAGAAGGAACAAAAAACGCAGAGGACAAAGAAGCAUAAGGCAGCCUUUGCACCAUAUAUUGGUUCAUUGCCCGCGGAUAAGAUGGCAGUUAUUGUGAUGCAUAAGUUGAUGGGGUUGUUGAUGAUGGGGCAUGAAAAUAGGUGUGUCCGAGUGGUUCAAGCGGCGGUUCAGAUUGGUGUGGCAAUUGAACAGGAGGUUAAGAUUCAUAGUUUUUUGGAGAAAACUAAAAAAUACCAGAGAAAAAAGAUUGUAGCUCAAACUCAAGAAGAAUUGAGUAAGGACACAGAAAUGCUAAGAACCCGUGUUAAAAGUUUGAUCAAAAGGAAAAGAAUAAUUGAGGUGCAAAAGCUGGUGAAAAAUGAAGAAACUAAGCCUUGGGGUCGAGAUACUCAGGCUAAGCUGGGAUGUUGUCUGAUAGAAUUAUUGACAGAAUCAGCUUAUGUGCAACCUCCACUUAACCAAUCAGCAGAUAGUCCACCUGAUAUCCGACCUGCAUUUAGGCACACAUUCAAGAUUGCUCCAAAGGAACCAGGGCAGAGUGUUGUGAAAAAAUAUGGAGUCAUAGAAUGUGAUCCCCUGGUCCUUGCUGGACUUGAUAGAACUGUUAAGCAUAUGAUCAUUCCUUAUGUGCCGAUGUUGGUGCCUCCCAAAAAAUGGAAAGGGUAUGACAAAGGUGGGUACUUGUUCUUACCUUCAUAUCUCAUGCGUACACAUGGAUCAAGGCAGCAGCAAGAUGCCAUUAAAAGUGUUCCUGCAAAACAAAUGCAGAAAGUAUAUGAGGCAUUGGAUACACUUGGGAACACCAAAUGGAGAGUGAACAAAAGAGUACUUAGUGUGGUGGAGAGCAUUUGGGCUGCAGGUGGCAACAUUGCGGGACUAGUUAAUCGUGAAAAUGUUCCCAUACCUGAGAAACACUCGGAGGACUUGGGAGAAUUAAAAAUAUGGAAAUGGAAUGUCAGGAAAGCGAAAAAAAUUAACCAAGAGAGGCAUUCUCAACGAUGUGACACUGAACUUAAGCUUUCGGUCGCUCGUAAAAUGAAAGAUGAGGAAGGUUUCUACUAUCCUCACAAUCUUGAUUUCCGAGGCCGUGCUUAUCCUAUGCAUCCACAUCUGAAUCAUCUGAGUUCAGAUCUCUGUCGAGGAGUUCUUGAGUUUGCUGAAGGACGACCAUUAGGGAAGUCAGGAUUACGUUGGCUAAAGAUACAUUUAGCAAAUCUUUAUGCUGGCGGUGUUGAUAAGCUUUCCUAUGAUGGGCGUCUAGCGUUUGUGGAUAACCGUUUGAAUGAAAUACUGGAUUCAGCAGACAACCCUCUGAAUGGGAAUCGCUGGUGGUUAACCGCUGAGGACCCUUUUCAGUGCUUAGCAGCUUGUAUCAAUCUGUCAGAAGCCAUGAAAAGCUCAUCACCACAUACUGUUAUCUCCCACCUGCCAAUUCAUCAGGAUGGUUCAUGCAAUGGCUUACAGCACUAUGCUGCUCUGGGCAGAGACACUUUAGAAGCAGCUGCUGUCAACCUAGUUGCUCGAGAUAAACCUGGUGAUGUUUACUCGGAAAUUGCAGCAAGGGUUCAUGAUAUCAUGAAAAGGGACAGUACCAAGGACCCUGCAACCUGUUCAAAUGCUUUGUUAGCUAAGAUCUUAAUUGGUCAGGUGGAUAGGAAGCUGGUUAAACAGACAGUGAUGACUUCAGUAUAUGGCGUUACUUAUGUUGGUGCACGUGAACAGAUCAAAAGAAGAUUGGAGGAGAAGGGCCAGAUUACCGAUGACAGGAUGCUAUUUAAUGCAGCCUCCUAUGCUGCUAAAGUAACACUUACCGCCCUUGGAGAGAUAUUCCAAGCAGCGCGUGGCAUAAUGGGUUGGCUUGGUGAUUGUGCAAAUUUGAUUGCUUCAGAAAAUCAACCUGUGCGGUGGACAACCCCUCUAGGUCUGCCUGUCGUGCAGCCCUAUUUCAAAAGUGAAAGACAUGUUAUAAGAACUUCUCUUCAGGUAUUGGCUUUGCAGCGUGAGAGUGACUCUAAAACAGAGAACUGCAUUCCCUCCAAAUUUUGUACACUCACUUGAUGGUUCGCACAUGAUGAUGACUGCGGUCGCUUGCAGGGAUGCUGGGCUACGUUUUGCAGGAGUGCAUGAUUCCUUCUGGACACAUCCAUGCGAUGUUGACAGGAUGAAUCGGAUACUAAGGGAAAAAUUUGUGGAGCUUUAUAGCAGGCCAAUACUAGAAAAUUUGCUUGAAAGCUUCCAGACAUCAUUUCCAGCACUGACAUUUCCUCCCCUACCAGAUAGAGGCGACUUCAAUUUGCAUGAAGUUAUUGGGUCGCCAUAUUUUUUCAACUGACCCUCUACAAGCUGGCUGCAUUGUAUAUUUGAUAUAGUUCCACCGUUCCAGGCCCUGAAGGCACCUACAUGUUAGCUGACAUGCUGUUUGAGACUUGGCAGAAACUCUUUCAAAAUUUGGACACUUCCAAGGAGGGGGAAUAAAAGCUGAUGGCAGACCGCACAAGGCGGCUAUAAUUAGAUUUCUUGCAUCCCUAAAAUUCUGGAGGGAUUAUAAGAGAAUUUUUUGAUAUAUGUCGAGUGAAAUCAGCAUAUGAGGGCCUUUUGUGGUAUGCAAGUCGAGUUGCUAUUCCCUUGUCCAAUCAUACACCGAAAGAUUUACCUUCAAUACUUGUUGGAAUUUCAGAAAGUUGAAAAUUCUGAUUCGCAAGCAAGGAAAUUUCUGGAGAUGGAUACAUGAGUAGUGCUAAAUACUUGCUGGGGAGUUGGUAAUCAUGGGUGAAGAUGGACACCACUGAUUCUUUAUGGUUCUGAAGAGAGUUUCUGUUGGCAGAUGAGGUCAUUCGGUUUGUAUUUUGUGUCUGUUGUAUAAAAUAGAGAGUGAUCUUGAUUCUUCCACAGUUAAUGGGGCAUCCGGUAUUUUAUCUAAUGAGGGGUGCAAAUUUAGAAGGAAUUGAAGAUAUACUGUACUGUAAUUCAUAGAUGCACAUUGGCACAUACAAAGCAUUAAGCAAUGUUGCUCUUGUAAUAUGAUUCAAAAGAAAAUUUUGGUAGCAUUAUUCAUUUUGUUAAGAG